GUCAUGAAGAACGAGAAAUCUGCAAGUUGCAAUAUUGGAAGAGAAAAUGACAAGUUCUUUAUUAACCUCAAGCAACGGAUAGAAAGAUUUGGGAUUGAAAUACCAAGUGUGGAACUCCGAUUUGAGCAUUUAAGUGUUGAUGGGAAGGCUUAUGUUGGGAGCAGUGGCCUGCCCACUCUACCCAAUUUUACUAUCAAUUUAUUGCUGGGAUUCUUGAAUUAUCUCCGAAUUACUCCGAUUAGAAAGAAAAAAUUUACCAUACUUCACGAUGUUAGUGGAAUCAUCAAGCCAGGAAGAUUGACAUUACUGUUGGGUCCCCCUAGCUCAGGUAAGACCACAUUGCUUCAAGCUUUGGCUGGAAGACUUGAUCAAGACUUGAAUAUUUCGGGGAGAAUUACAUACAAUGGUCACAGAUUAGACGAAUGUAUUCCGCAAAGAACUACAGCGUAUGUAAGUGAAUACGAUGUUCAUUUUGGAGAAAUGACGGUUCGAGAAACUCUCGUUUUUGCAGCAAAAUGUCAAGGCCCCGGAAUUAGACACGAGAUAUUAGCGGAACUGUUGCUAAGGGAGAAGGAAGAUAACAUUACAACUAAUCCAAAUAUUGAUCUUUACACCAAGGCUUCACCGGUUAAUAAAGAGGCCGAUAUGAUUGCUGAUUAUAUUAUGAAGAUUUUGGGACUGGAGAUAUGUGCUGAUAUGUUGGUAGGUGAUGUUAUGAGAAGAGGAAUUUCCAGUGGCCAAAAGAAAAGACUUACUUUAGGUGAGAUGCUAGUUGGUCCAGCUCAAGCAUUUUUGAUGGAUGGAAUCUCGACCGGAUUAGAUACUUCCACAACUUAUCAAAUCAUCAAUUCUAUAAAAAAAUCCGUAGAGACCUUCAAAGGGACUGCCCUUCUUUCUCUUCUCCAACCAGCACCGGAAACUUAUGCCUUGUUUGACGACAUAAUACUUCUCUCCGACGGUCAAAUUGUUUAUCAGGGUCCUUGCGAGAAUGUCCUCGAGUUUUUUGAAUACAUGGGGUUCAAAUGUCCCAAAAGAAAAGAUAUCGCAGACUUCUUACAAGAGAUAACAUCGCGAAAAGACCAACCAUCGUAUUGGGCGAGUAAGAAUGAUCCAUAUAGAUUUGUCACGGCAAAAGAAUUUGCAGACGCGUUUCAAUUGUUUCACGUUGGUCGGAGACUAAAGGAUGAGCUUGAGCUUGGGUUCGAUAAGGCCAAGAGUCACCCAAACACUCUAACAAAGAAAAAAUAUGGAAUUAGUAACAAGGAACUCUUCAAAGUUCUUGCAUCAAGAGAAUACUUAGUCAUGAAGAGAAACUCGCUCAUUUACAUAUUCAAGAUGGUUCAGCUUAUCAUUAUAGCAUUGAUCGUCAUGACAAUGUUUCUACGAACUCAUAUGCCAAAGGAAACUAUACUAGAUGGUGGUAUCUUCUUGAGUGCUCUAUUCUUGACCAUAAUGAUAAUGAUGUUUAAUGGUUACAUUGAACUCGCGUUAAGCGUUUUGAAGCUUCCGGUGUUCUUCAAACAAAGGAACUCGUUAUUCUUCCCGGCUUGGGCUUACUCAUUACCGAUAUGGAUUGUCAAAUUUAUAGCCAGUUUCGUAGAAGUCGCCAUUUGGGUUGCCUUGACUUAUUAUCCUAUUGGAAUGGAUCCAGAUAUCAGAAGGUUCUUCAAGCAGUACUUGCUUCUUGUAUGUAUUAAUCAGGCGGCAUGUGGAAUGUUCAUGUUCUUGGCCGCGGUUGGAAGGACGAUGAUCAUUGUAAACAUGAUCGGAACAUUUACGUUGCUUUUGGUAAUCGCCCUAGGAGGUUUCGUGGUGUCACGAGUUGACAUUCCAAGGUGGUGGACAUGGGCUUAUUGGUUAUCACCUAUGAUGUAUGGUCAAAAUGCCAUAGCAGUAAAUGAGUUCCUUGGCAAGAGCUGGAGCAAAAUUUCUCCUAUUUCUUCGGAAACGUUGGGGGUUGAAUUGUUAAAGAUUCGCGGGUUAUUUCCCCAACCCUACUGGUAUUGGAUCGGCGUAGGAGCUACAUUUGGAUACGCAAUUCUAUUCAAUGUUCUUUGCACUUUGGCUCUAACUUACUUGAAUCCUUAUGGUAAGCAGACAAAUUUAUCUCAAGGGACAUUCGACGAAAGAAACGCUAACGUUCGAGGAGGACGUCUCCUUGAGUUAUCGUCCGUUAGAAAGGACGUCAAGAUAUGUAGCAACCUCGGUUUUAACCAGAAAAAAGAACGAGGAAUGAUUCUCCCAUUUCAACAAGUUCACAUGACAUUCGAUAAUAUAAGUUAUUCUGUUGAUAUGCCGCAGGAAAUGAAAGCGCGCGGAAUGUCGGAAGAACGGUUGGAAAUUUUGAGAGGAGUAAGUGGUGUAUUUAGGCCGGGAGUCCUUGUGGCGGUUAUGGGCGUAACGGGAGCCGGGAAAACUACCCUUAUGGAUGUUUUAGCGGGUAGAAAAACAGCGGGUUAUGUCAAGGGAAAUAUAACGAUAUCGGGUUACCCAAAAAAGCAAGAAACCUUUGCUCGAGUUGCGGGAUAUUGUGAGCAAACCGAUAUUCAUUCGCCUCAAGUGACGGUUUACGAGUCCUUACUCUAUUCCUCAUGGCUUCGGUUACCUUCCGAAGUCGACCCGGAGACCCGAAAGAUGUUUGUAGACGAGAUUAUGGAGCUUGUAGAGCUAAGACAACUAAGAAACGGGCUCGUGGGGUUACCCGGUGUAAGUGGUCUUUCGAUUGAGCAACGGAAAAGGCUUACCAUUGCGGUCGAGCUUGUGGCGAACCCUUCCAUUAUAUUCAUGGAUGAGCCAACCACGGGGCUUGAUGCUAGGGCGGCUGCAAUUGUUAUGAGAACCGUAAGGAACACUGUGGAUACGGGACGAACCGUGGUUUGCACCAUUCACCAGCCAAGCGUUGAUGUCUUUGAUACUUUCGAUGAGUUGUUUUUAUUGAAAUUAGGCGGAGAAGAGAUAUAUUUUGGUCCGCUAGGUUGUCAUUCACGAGAAUUGAUCAACUACUUCGAGGGGAUUGAUGGAGUUGGAAAAAUUCAAGAAGGGUACAAUCCCGCAACUUGGAUGCUAGAAGUGACUACCACGACGCAAGAAGAUGCACUCGGGAUUAAUUUUGAGGAUUUAUACAAGAACUCGGAAUUAUACAAGAAAAACAAAGCAGUUAUAGAGGAACUAAGUAGGCCAGCUCCGGGAUCAAAAGACCUACAUUUCGGGUCCAAAUAUUCACAAUCGUUGUUUACGCAAUGCAUAGCUUGCCUAUGGAAGCAACAUUUAUCGUAUUGGCGAAACCCGACAUAUACCGCGAUGCGUCUAUACAUAACUGCUGUGAUGGCAGUUAUUUUGGGAACAUUGAGCUAUAACUUGGGAACUAAAAGAGACAGGAUACAAGAUAUCUUUAAUUCAACCGGUUCAAUCUACGUCGCUGUUAUAUUUCUUGGCACGAGUAAUGCCACGUUAGUGCAGCCCGUCGUCGACACCGAAAGAACCGUCUUUUAUAGAGAAAGAGCAGCUGGAAUGUAUUCAGCUUUUCCUUAUGCCUUUGGACAGGUUGUCAUUGAACUUCCUCACAUUCUAUUUCAAACUAUAGUAUAUAUAUCGAUAAUUUACCCGUUGAUGGGGUUCGAAUGGACUGUUUGGAAGUUCUUUUGGUAUAUAUUCUUGAUUUACUUUAACUUACUUUCAUUCACAUUCUACGGGAUGAUGACCGUUGCAAUCACUCCUAACCAUAACAUCGCGGCCAUUAUUGCGUCUGGAUUCUUCUUCCUAUGGAAUGUCUUCUCUGGCUUCAUCGUUCCUAAAUCCAGGAUUCCAAUAUGGUGGAGGUGGUACUAUUACAUAUGCCCCGUGGCGUGGACCGAAUACGGACUUGUCAUAACGCAAUACGAUAAAGAUGGUAUUUUGGAGGACGGUAUUCAUGUGAAACAAUUGUUGGAGAUUUACUUGGGAUAUAGACAAGAUUAUCUUCCCAUUGUUGCUUCUAUUGUCUUUGGAUUUAGUAUCAUGUUUGCUGUCAUAUUUGCCUUUGCUAUUAAAGCUUUCAAUUUCCAAAAAAAAUAACAAUACUACCAUUCACUUGAUUAGUAUGAA
Impatiens glandulifera is the source of this 4083-nucleotide messenger RNA. Its product is annotated as pleiotropic drug resistance protein 1-like. Gene Ontology annotation, cellular component: membrane. NCBI's taxonomy places the organism in Eukaryota, Viridiplantae, Streptophyta, Magnoliopsida, Ericales, Balsaminaceae. The record is from RefSeq and is a predicted model, not a curated record. The transcript has 21 exons. The coding region runs from base 4 to 4053 and encodes 1349 amino acids. Gene Ontology annotation, molecular function: ABC-type transporter activity; ATP binding; ATP hydrolysis activity.